GAUUCCUUGAUAUUCACAAACCACCAGUGGCGCCCUUUCUCCGCAGGAUCUCCAAAGUGUCUGCAGUCUGCCAUUUACAACAGCGAAACAGGUGUGCGUAAACAGAACGCUGUAUGCUAUUUACGCAACUAAACCCAGAAAGGAAGAGGCUGGUUUUUUUUAAACGUAUUUUGUCAGAGAAAUAUCCAAGGGGAUGGACCAACUUCUCGGGAAACGCUGCCUCCGUGUAGCUGCUAUCCGUGCCGGGGCUCGGGAGUUGUCCCGCUGAUGGCACACACACACAGGCUGCCGACGACAGCGUGUGAAACGGGGGGGACUCGUAAAAAAAAAAACAGAGGUACUGCUGCUCUAUGAAGACUGAAAUGAUCACAUCGAGCUCUGACGGAGGGAUAUGGAAAUGACCCACUCUCACUGGACUGCUACAACCGACGACGUGUUGCGAAUACGCCGAGAAACAAGCCGUUAGAAACAACCGGGGGUUUAAAAAAACGACCGUGUAAUUGAUUCCGCUCUUUGAUGGCAUGUAGGCUACGGUGUUCGCCUGACACCGGCAGAUAAGAGGGAAAGCUCCAGUUAUUCGAUGUCUUCAUUCAUCCUCAUGCGGUUGUAAUGUCGUCUGUGAGGUUUUUGUGAACCUUUCGGCGAUAGGUUUGUGAAUUCAUCCCCCCAAAACCCCUGAGCCGGUGCCGGGAAAGAGCGAGGCUGAGUCGGAAGGAUAUGGGAGAGCGAGCGGAACCGAUGCAGUGGGUCUUGGCAAGGCAUCGUCAAAAUUCAGGUGAGCAGCAUUAUCCAGGUUAUGGAUAUGUGACCGACUACCUGCUUUUACUAACACACGCAGGGACACUGAGACCCGGCUACACAGCUCGUGUUUUUGCUGCUUUUGAGACACAUUAGUUAGGCCACAUCCACAUUAGCUAGGCCCCUAGGAUGCCACCUUAAGCAGCUGUCCUGAUUAAAUGAGAUUACACUACCGCCGCUGCUGCUAAUCGACUUGUUGAAAUCACACAUUGAGAUGCUGUUGCACAAACAACCAGCUAGAGCUGCAGCUAACUGCUGGUUGAAUCACUGUAUGGACUACAUGUCAAUUCUGUUUAAAUCAAGUUUCUGCAAUGUCAGAAAUACUGAAAUGUUAGUCAUAAGUUGGAGGAACCCCAAAGUGAUUUCACUGUUGCAUUCCCACAAGUAGAAACAGUUUGUUUAUACCUCAGUUUGCAUCUUUGGUUAUUGUCUUCUUUGGUGUCUUGAGGAUUAAAAUGACUUAAGUAACAAGGUUUAAAGUGUAACCUUUACAUUAUCCCGGCUCCGAGCUGCAAUUGAGCUGUGAAUUACAAUCUUUCUCCCACUAAAGAGGGACCUGACACAGCCACAGUAAGGGGAAUGUCACACCUAUUUAUCAUUCACACUGAGAAUAUCUCACUGAUAAUUUGGGACCUCCUUUCUCACGACUUCCACUUAGACCGCUGUUUUUUUUCCACUCUAUAGCUAUAAUGUUAUCUGUGAUCCAAUGGCAAAUGCCUUCCCAGGGACAUUUUUCAUUUCAUACAUAACAGAGAAUAGUUGGAAUAAUUUAUAUCCAUGUCAUCUCAGCCAGGAAAAAGCUGCCUAUGACAGGGCCCGAGGUGUCAGCUGGAAGAGGUGGAGCUGUACACAGAGUGUGUACUUGAUGUGCUUUGAAAAUAUGGCAACUCAUGCUUUACACGCAAACAAAACCAGAGGUGAAACCAGAGAGACAGAUUGAAGAGAGAGGGGCAAAUCGUAGUCAUUUUACAUGAAGUAGCACAUACUAAAGUAUGUCCCUAUCAGUCUGCUGUUCCAUGUUUGAGGACCAGGGGCACUCAGUGACUCGUGCACACAGAUAAGAGCGGAAUAUUUCAUGUUUUAGUAUUUACAUCUUUCUUGUUCAAUAGGUACACCUACCUUUCAAGUAAAGACAUGCAUUCAUAUCAGAUAUCUAACCAAAUACGCUUAAAAACAGUCAUCCAAGUUGAGCCUUGCAAGGCUGUGUUACAGUGUUUACACUUGGUUUUCUAGUGUCCUUGUAGGCAGCAGCCUUUGUAAAAAUCAAGCGCCUCCAGGGAGUCCUGGCAGAUUGUUGUCUCUUUGUUUUCCAGAGCAUUGUUUUUAACCUCUUCAUGUGUUCAAAAGCAGCUCCUCUGCUUUAUUGACAAAUUACUUUAUAUCAUUUGAUCUCACCUGUAACCAUCCAACAUCAGCGCAUUAUUAGUGGAGUCACACUGGAUAAGGAUGAUGCAGCAUCAUGUUAUGCAUUUGCAUUUUGCAGUACUUGGAUGUAGUGGCCCUGCAGGUAACCGCUGUAACUAAUGUGGUCAUUUGUGAUUUUCCCAUGUGCCUCUUGUAGGAUUUUAAAAUAAAUCAUGGCAUACAGCUCUCAUUUCUUAAAAACAUACUAUUUUAUGGAAAAAAUAUAGGAAAAGGGUAAUCCAGCAACAUCUAUGAACUCAUUUGUUAAGCAUUGAAAUGCAUGGUCAUUGCUGAUUACAUUAUAAUAGAAAACUUCACUUCAUAUUGUACAAAAUAACAGUUGAUUUAAUUUAUUGGGGUCCAUGUGGAUAUAAAUCUUGAAAAGAGGAAACUAGCCAACAUGGAUUCAUCAGCAGGAUAUUGAAUAUUGAUAAACUUUGAUUUGCGUUUCACCCUCUUCUUCACCAUCACUCUAAGUGCAUCAUAGGACAAGUGCUCAGACUCAGUCAUAUAAGGAGUAUAAUAAAGAGCAUUAUGACACGAGGAGGCAGGAUUCGUGGUUUGGCAGAUGCUCUGCAGGCUACGUGUAAUAUGUGGGUCCCUUCUGGACAGACUCGUAUGUAUGGCAGAAUCUCAUUUGCUGCAGAUUUGAAAUAAUGUGAUCCUCCAGAGAAGCAACUAAUGGACAGCUGCUUGACGCAAGUGUGAGAAAAAAUGCUGAUUUUGAAGCGCCGCAAAUAUUAUUCUCCAGCACGCUGUCGAAACCUAAAGCUGCCAGCAGCAGCAUGUUGCAUGGACAAAACCGAUGCAGAUAUUUCCAGUAUUAGAAGAGAAACAUGCCAAACAGACCUGUACGUGGAUUGUGGCAACACGCCAUAGACAUAUUGGCAAGGCACAUAUGUUACCACUCCAACACACACGAAAAACAUCCAUGUAUACACAAACACACACAUGAAAUCUUCGGUGCACAUACUAUCACAUCAAGUGAAAGAAGAGAAAAUGGAGUGGGAAGAGGUGAAAGGGAUUGAGUGGGUGGCAGUGGGAGAAAAAGAUGGAGAAAGAGGCAGAGGGAGAGUAGGAGUGAGUGGCACAUGGCUUUCAGUCUAAAAAAAGAUGAGCAACACGAAACCAAAACCAGAAUCUGGAUUAGCUAGAUAAGGAAGAGGAGGGGUGGGGGACAGGGGAAGGCAGGAGGAGAAAAAUGUAGGUUUCCUCUGCACCGAAAAUGGUGCAGAUCCACACACUCGGUUUCAUGCUCAUAAAUGUCCUCUAAAAUAUGAAUACUGAAUGAGUGUGUGGGUAGAAGGAGAAGAAGGGGAGAGCAUGAGGAUGGGAAGACAGAAGAUGAGAAAAGCAGAGUGGUGAGAUGGAGAUUGAGAUGGAGAUGGGAGGAGAGGGUGAGAUUCUUUAGGACAGACAGAAUACUGUAGAAGUGUGUCAGAAUAGGGAGAGAGGACCAUUAGAGACAACAGGAGCAGAGCCAGAGGGAUGUGACAAAUGCUGGAGAGAAUCAUGAUCCGAGUCGACUGUAACACUGACCCAGGCUGAAAAAGAGAGAGACUCGAACAGAUGGAUGUAUGACAGAGAGACGGAGAGAUUUGGGAUUGUGCUGCAGUUGCGCCAUCAUGCCACCCUGGCACAACCUUCCUAUUUCCUGCAGACACUCUCAGCUCAUUACCAUUGAUUCUGACACACAAACAAGGUACCUGCAGGACAGGGAAGUGCAUUCCUGUAAGUUUUUGUUAUCUCACCAACUAAUUGUUUAAAAACCGAAGAGUGCAUGUCACCCCAGCAUCAUGUCUGAAGGAAUGAUGGCUGAAAUUGUAUGUAUGAGUGUCCAUGUUUACAUAUGAUCUGUCCACUUUCUUAUCAGCUUGUGUCAACUGAAAAUGGGAUUAUUCCACUGUGCAGCAGAGUAAGUCUGUGGAGUGUUAGAUGUGAGUAGAAACUCAAGUGGAAGCCCGAGUGUGCUCACCUGUGUUAAGUUGAACACACCUUUGUUUACUUACAGUUGUAACUGGCCUCUUCUGCUCCCUGAGUGAAAGCUGCCAUUUUACAUGUUGACAUUUACUCACAGCGGAUGAAUAAUGUCUCAAGAGAACCAGGGAAAGUGCAGAAUCACAGCCCUACUGAGCAGUGCCCCAAUUAAGUGCAAUGUGGUUGUAAUGCCACAGAUGGAAACAACUGAGAAAUGUAGCCUACCAAUGUUUUCACACUUUUAUGCUGGAUUAUUAUUGUAAUUCGAAGAGGUGACGCCACUCAUGCAUGGUUCGAGAGCAGAAAAAUGCAGUCAGCAGACCGUGCUCAGUGCACAAGUGCAGAGUAACCCAUAUUUUGGACAGUCUUGCUCAGCAAACGCACAACUACAGAAGUUGCAGAACAGCAUUCAGCAGUUCCAGCCACUUAAAGCACAAGGGGAACAAAUGUUCACCUUUUGUUUAAUGUGCUGCAAUUAAAGUGCUGCAAAACACACACCAAAUUGCUGCACAAGCACAGCUUUCCUGUUUCUUCGACAACUGGGCAUCCUGUUCUCUCGGAGUCAGACUUUACCUGCCAAAAGAAGCACCUGCUGUUUGUCGUUGGCUGUACCUCGAUUAAUAAAUUUGUUUAAACAAGGACAUUUGACUGUCAGAACUCAUUUCGCUGGAAGCCUUUUGGCUCGAUAUUAAAUAACAGUCAACUUGAGAUCAUUGAACAGUACCUGUGUUUUUAAAUCCUUAUCUGUACUCAGAACUUCUGCACUUUGCAAGCGUGCACCUUUUGAAUUGUUGUUUGUCGUUUAAAUUCAUUGAUGCCCUGUCCGAAUAUAAGGCAAGCGCUAAAUUGAUUUUCGUAGAUGUAGCCAUCUUGUUUCAGGCCUCCGUUUUUGCUUUUUUUCCACUUGGUAACUGAAACGCUGAUAACUCAGGUGUGACGUCAUUUUCCGCUCCGACAUCUGACUUCCGAGGUAACUCGAACGCAGCAGUAUCUCAUGGCCAGGUCACUUUUGGUCACUCUAGAUCUCAAUGGGUUAUUUUCAGGUUGAAUGAAGGUUAAAUAAAAAAAAACACCAAGUUGUUGGUAGUGAUGCUUUCCUUCAAAACUCAUCAUCAGAUAGUGCCCCUCUGUUGGCCUGGAAAGUGCCUGUUAGUGGAAAGGGUUUCACUGGUGACUCAUUCUUGGCUGUCGAGACUUUUCAACCCAACCUCGCAGACUUUUCCAAAUCUUUGUAUGGUAUGUUUUAGUUUCACAAUAAUGUGGUUUUAAGGCUUUCAGUGCAGUAGCAUCAAAACAAUCUCUUUUUUUAUGCCAGUUGUGGAGAGAGCUCUGUGAUUUUUGAUGUUUUUAAGAGGAUAUGAACAUUUAUAUUUAACUGUCUCUCACAGAAUAAACUUGACAGGAAAAAACUGGGUAAAUGUGAAAGUGUUGGUUAGGCAAAGGAAAUCAUCUCAUGGGGGUUUGGUUAAAGUGGUAAUAGGGGUUUUGAGGGGAAGUAUUAAGCUAGAAAAGGAAGCACUUGGCUUGAUGCUGCAGCAGAUUCACUGAGUAAGAUGGAAGAGUGGGACUCUUCAACACCUGCUGCUAGUCAUACCAGAGCAACCUGCUGUCGAGAAAACAGAUGGGACUGUGGUUUGCAGUUUAUGCUGACUUCAGAUUGGGCAUGUAUAUCUUCCUCAGAGUGAUGUAUGGAGUGAUGCAGAGAGCUCUGAGUAAGUGGCUGAGCAGUAUGAACAGAUGGGGUUCGAUUUUUGUUGGUAGUGGUGGCAAGUGGUUUGUAAGAGCCGGCAGAAGAGCUGGACAUAUAAAAGCCUGUAUGUGUGUGUAAAAAUAAGAUUAUUGUUCAUUUUGCUCUGGUUAUGCAGGGCUUUGUGCCUGUGCCCUGUUUGUUUCAAGUCCUUCUCAAAGACAAAGCCAUAAUGACGGACGGGGAGCCCUGUCAUUGUUGUUACAUCAUUGUUGUUGAACCACGUGGGACUGGGCUCGAGCCUGGCACACAGUAACUCGCUUUACCGAGCACAAAAGCUUUGCUCACAUGCAGGAAUAUGUCAGUCUUUUCCACAAAACACAUGUCAUUUAGACUCAGACGGAGUCACUACAUCAGGACGAGAGUCAAGAGUUUGCAUGAGUCAUGAGUCAUGCUGAACGCAGGAAGCACAGUUAGAGCAGAGCAGGGACAGCAGCUCAGCCUGGAGUGCGUUGUAUGUGCAUUAGAGAUGCUCUCAAAUUGCUUCCUAGAAAUUCAGUUCUUUGUGGACCUGAGGUUGAAGCAGGGUGUGUGCCAGCUUUAGGUGCAGAAACUAAACUGAAGAAAAGUGGAAAAAUUCAAACCUGUUAAAUGACUCUGUUACUAGCACUGGUUUCCUCUUCCUCUUGUUAAGUUUUUUAUCAUAACUAAAAAAAAUCUUAAAACACAGUACUUGAAAUAUACAAAAAUAAAAGUGUAGACACAAACUAACACGUGUUCAACUGUUCCUGCUGCAUACAGUGCAGAGAUUUAGCUUGUUGACUGCAUGAAUAUGCUGUCAAAAUCUGAAGUGUAAACACAUGCAACAACUUCUUAGGGAUUAGCUACUUACCUUGAAAAGAUCAUAAGAACUAGUAGUGGAGGGAGAAAAAAUCAAUACAACAUCGUAUCAUGAUAUUUUGUCUAGAGAUAUGUCGUAUCGUCUCAUUGACCAACUAUCGGUUUUUCAAAUUAAUUGCCAAUAUAAAGUCAAAUCUAUGAUAAUGGAAAAGGUGAUUCCAACCCUUAAUAAGAACAUAAAGUGUGUUGAUGUGCUGCCUGUCAAUAUGAAGGCUCUGACCUUCAGCUGCUUAAAGAGUUUUGAUUUUACACUGGUGAGAGAACACAUUUCCAUUCACAGCAUUUAUUAAAACAAUAAUCCAGUUUGUGUCAGAGCGGGAGUGGUAUUUGUUUACAUGCAGAAAAAGAGGAGCUUUAAUUAAACUACUGGAGAAAGCUCCUGCUCUCACACUGAAAAACACCUGUGAGUUCGCAUUUAGACUCCAUAGACGGGCUAUAAAAAGCUGAUUGAGGUCGUGUGGUACCCAGAUUUAUCUUCAAAAUAGGCAAAAGCAUUGUCUUUUAUUUAUUCAUUUUUUAACAAUGCAUCAUCUUGAAUUUUUACUGAAAUCUAAUAUGCUGAUAUUUUUAAACUAUUCCUGCCAAAUACUGAUGUUAAUACCAAUAUGUCAACAAACCUUUAUUUUUCAUUGCGAAGAACAGGAAGUAUUUCCUGUACUGGAGUUUAAAUGUUACUCAUAUUGUGAUUGAGGAAAAAGACAAACUUUAAUUUAUUCUUGUUCUAGACAUUCAGUAAUGUAUCUACUGUCUGUUUAUGACACCUCAAAAGGCACUACAUUCAGUCAUGUAUGGACUAUUCUAAAUAUACAUGUUGGCACACGUACGCUGUCACUCUCACUCACAUAUUUUAGGAAAACCCUUAUAAUUAUAUCUGCUGAUAGUUUAUCAAAGAAAACACUGGUACUUUGCUGAUAACACAGUGCAUACCUGUUGGUUGGUUUUCUUGCCAGAGCCAUGGUUCACAUAGAGCUAUGUGGCUUAUAAUUGAAACGAUAAAAGUCUGCUGUAUAUUCUAAAUGAACUGACAUUUACUUUGGAUUAAGUCACAGACAUGAUUCUGUUACAAUUUCACACCUCCCCCUCUUUUCUUCAGCCUCUCGUCAUGUUAAUCGGAUUUGCACUGGCGCCAUCACAAAAAAAAGUGAAGGUUUAGCUCGAGCUUUGAAUGCUGUGUCUAAGGUAUUUAAUAGCUGCUGUACGUCUGUUAUAAAGUACGCAUCUCUGCUGUGUUUGGUUUAUGCAGUGAUCACGUAGUUGUCAUAAUCUGUAUGAGUCCAAUUGUGGCUUUUUCUUUGUGAUAUUCUGAGCUGUGAUUUGCAACAUCUUAUUCAUCUUUCCAAAAAAUCAACAGUAUGAUAUUUCUUUUGUGUAUUGGGUUUCUAUUUUGCAAUAUUUUUGUGUAUUAAAUGUUAAAUUUGUAAAAGUUCUAUCAUAUAUAUACAGUAAAGGGCUGUAAUUGUCAGAGGAACUUGCCAGUUCUCCUAUUUUAUUGAAACACAGCAUGUUUUAUACUCUACCUAUCUGGUUUUUGGAGGUGGUUUUUGGUUCUUCUUACUGUAAACAUGAUGUUUAUAUUCAAUGAAAACCACAGAUGUGAUGCUGUGACUCCCCUAGUGCACAGUCUCUUUGAGGAUGUGAAAUCUUUGAGCCUCCGCUGUAAUCAGGAUCAGAUUGAUCGAAAGAUAAAAUCCUGUGUGCAAAUAAUAAGUCAAUUUUUCACCUCUCUUGUAUCAGACAGACUCAUGCCCUGUGAAGUACAUCAUGACUAAGAUCAGUCAGCAUUUCCACAGUGCAAAAAGCAGACUAAGUGCGUGUUCUAAUGUCUGCAGUAGCAGCUAAACAGCAGCUCUAAUAGGGUAACCUCCCCCUGGUGAUGGAUGUGAGAGUCCUUGACGAAGCAGAUGCUAUUAGUGUGGAUGUCGGCUGGAGACAUGUACUGAUAGCCAGGCCAUGUUCCAUGAAAUGAGGCCAAGAGAGCUGCUCUCCACAAUGGUCAGUGCUGAUUGCUUCUUUACAGAUCUGUCAGAGAGUAAGAGGCGGUUAUCCAUGUUUGUCACUGUGCUGUUUGAUAGAUGACCUAUACUAACAUUAUUUGGUUGGUUCACUCUCUAUUAUAAGGUACAAAUAAAGCGAAUUAUGGCGAGAAGCUUGAAAAAGGACGAUGUAAUGCUGAGGAUCAAUCAAAGCUGUAUUUAAGUGUUAUCUUUUCAGCUGGAUUAGAUGGUACACAAAUGGUUAAGAGGAGCUUCCUGUUCUGUUCUUAGCACAUUGAUCUCCCCAAAACCUCAGGAGUGAUCAAUCAGAAAUAUUGAUUGACCCCAGAUUCUGUGGUUACUGUUGUUGCCCGACUGAGGCUUGAAUGGUGCAACCUAAAUACAGAUCAAAUCAGAAAAAAGAUAAUAUAUACAUUAGGGAUGGGCGAUACGGGCUUAAAAAAUUAUCACGAUAAGAUUUGCCAUUCUGGUGAUAACGAUAAAAAUCCUGUUAAAAAUAUGAUAAUUCCAAUCCAUAUUUUUGACUCAGUUUGUCUUGCGAAUACAGUUGGAAUAGUCAAAUAAGAUACUUGACCACAAGUUUGAGUGGUAGGUGAAAAACAAGUCUCAAAUGUGAAAACAUUUUCAACAUUUUAUUGCACAGAGUGAACAGCAGCAGCAGAACCACUGUCUGCUGUCAGGCAUACCUGAUUGCACUCAUCUAAACCCCAGUCUUGAAGGAAAUCCCUCAUGUGGAGCCUCGUUCAGUGAUGAGCUGCUCAGAAACGUCUUCUUCAUCACCUGCGACCAUGUUUGUUUGUUAUACUGCUCUAUGUGGGCUAUGGCUGCGAGUCCGUCGCUCGCCCUUACUUCACCAACUUGCAUUCAUCGUAUUUAUCAUGAGAUGGCGAAUAUUUAUCAUAUAAGGAUUUUUCUGAUGAUAUACUGUGAACGAUAGUUUAUCACCCAUCCCUAAUAUACAUAUACAAAUCUAUCAAUAUGUAGUUAUGUGGUUGUGCGUGUAAAUCCUACUUUGGGAAAUUUAUACAUAUCAGCUGAGUUUAUCUCUGUGCAGGAGAGUGUCAUGAUUAGAGGUUUUGAGUAAAUUACAAGCAACAUUUCAGUGUGGCAAAAACAUCAUAAGUAAAUUGUAAAUCAUCAGUGCCAGCUUCUACAGUCUUUAUCUGCUGAGAGCCCAAACAGAACAAGCAGAAAAAGCAGAAGACAGAUGGAUUCAUGGUGAUACUGACGAGACUGGAGCUUCUUAAUUAGAUUUCUCUUUUUUUUUAGGUUACUCGGGAAAUCUUUGCUGGGCAGAUCUACAUCUUGUAUCAUAACAAGGCCAUGCUGUUUCUGCCAUUUCACUUAUGUCAUGAUGUUUUUCCACUGCUGAGGUCCCUGUGGGGAGUUUUUGUAACAACAAGCCUGCCGGGUCGUACUGAUAAGGGUCCCUGGCGGCCUAGUGUGCAUUUAUGAGAUCUGAUUGAUCUCUUUGGCCUGAUUGUUUGUCUUAAUGAGAUUUUAGGGGGGGUUCAGAUGUUCAUUUCUUCUCUUUAUCUCGCUUUUUUUCCCUCCUCUUUCUACUGUCCUCUUCAAUUCUACUCUGAUUGAGAAACUUUUACAAGUAGCAGUGAGAAAUAAUUAGUUCUUCAAAGCUUGUCCUUGUUUUUCUGCCACACACACAGAUGAAUACUAAGAUCUUAGUUUUGUAGUGCUGAGUUGUGCCAUGUCCAAAGUGGAUUUCUUUAGUCCUGAGUCUUUUUUUAAGCUUUGGAUGAUAUGAAUAAUCACAGCAGGUCUCCAUGCUGUAUCUUGGGUUAUCCAGCCAUUCGCUAUGGAGGCCGAAGAGUAAACAGGUUCGUCUUCCAACCCAACUUGUCUGAUUUCACCGCGUGGUCCGUCCUACUUGGUUGAAGGUCUGCCAAUCAGAGGAACCACCUGCUGUGAAGCUUUGAUUGGAAGGAAAGCUUCGUACUGUCACUCCACUGCUCAAAGUUUAACCUCUCUGCUUUUGAAACAGUUGGCUAAUCGUGAUCACCUGCCAACACAGCUCAGGCUAAGUUGCUGUGAAAACAAUUUUUUGUGUCACUUAAAUAUUGAAGAAAUUAGCCUUUUCUGGGCACAAAUUGUCCUUGAAUACUUGUGUGCCCACUCCGUGAAAUCACAGUUUCUCAGUGUACUAGUUGACUGGUACUGUGAAGUAUACAGAGAAAUCAAAAAGUUACACAUUAAUCUUGAGCUUUGUUUGAAAGAGGCUCAUUUGUAAAGCACAGGGGUCCUCCUGGCAACAGUACAUGUCUUGGGUGAGUUGGGUCAGAUCACUAGUGGACAGUUCAAAGUAGCAUACUUCAGUUUACACUAGGUACUUAAAGGGAUAUCCCGGCGUCAAACACACCGUAACACCGAGUUAGACACCCCGUUGAGAGAUGAAUGUUGCCGACCGCUUGCUCCUCUAGUUAUACCAACUUUUGUAACGACCGCACGAUAGCAAUACACAGCGGAUCAUUUCCAUGAAGAAAUAAUUAUCAUAAUAAACAUUUUGCACUGCAGAUGCGGUCGUUCUUCUGCCUUAGCGCGUCAGUCUGAUUGCAUUUCCGUGAAGUAAUAAUCAUAAAUGUUCUUCCUUGAGCUGCGAAACUCCACUGGUGAUUGACUCGUCAGGGCUCGCCCACAAACAAGCAGCUGCUGGAGGAGAGUGGGUGAAUUGUGUUGGUCUCUUUGCUAAAGAAAUCAGGCAAAGCUAAAAAGACGUUUGGUGGCUUGUACUAUGGCUAGCACCCUAUAUGUACUGUUGAUGAAGUUAGGUGCUGUUCUGAGCAUUAUUUGUGGCUACGAGUGGCUUUUUGGUUGUGUGUAUUAGUAUCCUGCGGUCGUUACUAAAGUUGGUAUGACUAGAGGAGCAAGCAGUCGGCAACAUCUUGAGGCUAGCUCGGUGUUAUAGUGUGUUUGACCAUGACUUAAACUUAUGCCGGAAUAUCCCUUUAAAUCGGGUCCGUGCAAAACAACAGAACAUGCAUCUUGCAGUAUUGUAAAAAAAAAGUAUUGUCAAAAAACUCAAACUUUAGAUAGUGAAUGUGAGCCGUAUCUCAGUUUCUCUAUUUGCUGUUCUUUGUGUCUUACACUGAACCUGUAUUUGCAACAUGUCCCAAGCAGUUUUUGUUCACCACUAGAUCAACACAUAUCGUUUAAAGCUAGAUGAUGGCCAGCAUAACCUUUUCUGACUGCAUCAAAAUGGUGUGAAAGCAUGAUCACUCUGGCUUUGAACCAAAAUCCAAGCGUACAUAGCGAGGAAGAAUUGCUUGUUGUUAACAUCGACAACAUCUGUUUGUCAUUUGGAAAGAAUUAGACUUAAAUUGCAGAGUGUGUUUAUCGGGGCACAAUAACACAGGAUAUGUGCUGGUGGAGAAGUGAUAUGGUACAAGUUUUCAAACAUACUGCCUUAAAGAAGGCUGUUUUGUGUGACACGUGGCACUGGGUGCAGCAGUCACACCUGAAAUUUGAGUUGCCAACUUUUGACCAGUUAAUUUGUGUAAACACAGCCAUCCUUUUGUCUGUGGGGCCUUAAGUGUUUUGACUUCCCUUUCACUGAGUCAUGUUAUGUCAAAGGAACUAAAGGAAUGUCUUCAGAGCAAAGUUUGUUUUUUUCUUUAAAAGAGCACAAACGUAUUAUUAACAGGGGUUGGUGAUGAGUUAUUUUCAACCACCAUUGGAGAGUUGGACAUUUGAAAUAGUUUUAUCCCAGAACUUGUGGACCUUGCUGCUUCUUAAUGCAUUCAGGCUUCACAGUCGGUGAAUGAUGGGCGUCAGCUCAAUUAAGAUCACUGACAAAGCAAAAACGAGUUCCACCAGUCGUUUCUUCCUUUUAAUAGAACCGAGAAGUUAAUUAUGAGUCUGUCCUGUCAACCUAUUGUAUUUGAUUCACCUUUAGCUUAGCUCUGUGCCUCUUAUCGAGCCACCAUACCCACUAGGCUCAUAAUUCAUGUGAGUGCAGAAAGUCCAUUGGUCAUUUCCAGCUCAAGAAUAGUGGAGCGAGGUAACACGAGAGAUAAAGAAGAGUAUUGCAGAUCUGCUCUGACAACAAGGUCUCCAGUGUUUAUAUAUGUGUAUAAUAGGAAAGAGAGGAGUAUGUAAAAAGGGAAAAAAAAAGAAAUGAAAAGAAAGAAAAGCUAACUCACCUCCAGAUCUGCACAGAGGAAAUGCCUGUGUUUUUCUGUAACACUCUACACAUCCCUACCGAGAGCUAUGUAGGUGGUAAUGCAAAUGCCUCAAUGAAUGUUUUUCUUCUUUGCCUGAUUUCUUUUACUGGAUGUAAUUAGGUUCAUUCUCGUUGAAAUGUAAACCAGAAGCAGUUUAUUCUCUGCACAGGAGCUGCUUGUGUUUAUUUUCAUUUCUGAAGUGGAGCAUGGUUGGAUUAUGACUUAUUGUCAUCCUCUGAUUAAAGGGAUUCAUCAGCCUUUUCCAAGUCAUCACAGUCUAUAAAACUUGCAUAUCCAAUACAUGCAUAAGGCGGUUAUAAAGCAUUAAACAUCAUCUCUUGACUAGCCUACAAGGUUAUGAUCAGUGGUGCAAAUGUCUUUUUAUUCGAUCAAACACACCCUCGUCUCACAUACUUCUUGAUUGUUCACAGUGAUAAGGGCUCACUGCACAGGACUGUAAUCUGCAGACAGAUAUGUUUUUUUUUCCCACAUUAGCUGAGUUGUAUUUUUAUUGGCAGCUCGCACCAUCACACGUUCUAAAGCUUGCGCUAUCUUUCCUAAAAGUGUCACUGGCCAUGCUUAGACUGGGAAUGGAAUGGCAUGCAUGUCCUCUUGGCACCACCCAACACAGUCAAGGGAAAAAAAGACCCACUAUAAAUUCCAGUCCACUUUAUUUCAUUGGAUUGCUGCAAGCAUUGCUACAGGAAUAAAACAUAUAUCAUAAAACAAACUUGCUCUCCAUAGAGCCAAGACUGUUGUAUGAAAUAUGUCUGUGCAACCACAAGUAAUUGUGUCAUUACUUGCCUGUCUUGGACAAGCUGUAUAGUGUUGCACAUCUCUUUCUUUUUUAAUGCAUUUAUGAGGAAGCUCACUUGCACAACUCCAUUUUCCUCAUUACAGUAUCAGCAAAUAUUCUUUGUAGUAACAUUCAAACAGAAUCGCAGAUUACUGCAUCUUUGCUCCAGUAUUCAACUAUUUACAUUUACUUUUAUCUGAGAAUGAUGUAACCAUCCCUUGUGCUGUUUUGUGGAGGCAGGAUGCAAAUUGAGUUUUUAGCUAAUGUGAUGGCUGUGAUAUUUAAGGGUGAAACAAGGAGGGUGUUGCCAGGUUCUCAAAAACUAAAAAAAAAAAAGUGGAAAAAAAUGUUCUGAAACAAACUAAAAAAGCAGAGGAGUGCUGGAGAGUGACCAAGAAGAACUCUUGAAAUGAAGUCGUGCUGCUAUCUUGUUGCUAAGCUCAUUUUUACUUCAAAGCUUGGUAUUUUUUGUGCAUUUAUAGUCAGUCAUUUUGGCAUGAUGGAUGUCAUGGUUUUUCUGUCUUUUAAGUUUUGAGUAAAUUUGCAGGAGUGGCACCAGCUCAGGAUAAAGGCUGCAUCAGCCUGUAUGGACAUUGUAAGGCCUGCAUCAGCCUCUCUGUGGCUCCUCUCUCUAUGAUUUCUUUCCUACCAGACCUUUUACAAUUCACUCCAGCCCAGAGGCAACUUAAGUCAACACACAAUGCUUCUCUGCAGUGAAUGAUCGGGGCCACAUAAAGGAGGGUUUUUCACAUAUACGCGUUACCAGCAUGGUGCCAUCAUAUAUCAAAGCUAGACCUCUCUCUUUUCUUCAUUAAGUGGUGCAUUUUCUCUGCACCCAUUCACCAGCUUACGCUCAUCUUAACCACUUUCCAUUAUGUUUUGCUCUCCUCCUCUGUGAAAAUCUAUUUCUGUUACAAUCCCUGCAGCCCUCCCUCAGUUUAUAUAUAGAGAGUUCCCGAAACAGGAAGUAAAUCUCUUGCCCUAUUCAUCCUGAGGAUGCCUGGUUUUGUGAGAGAGGAGACCUGUUGGGACAUCCAGGCCGUUAAAUGUUCUGUGUUUGUUCAUCGUCAGUUCUAGAACUGUAAUCCAACAAAGACAUUCUUGGUCGACUAAAACACUGAAAUGUUCGACCAAAAAAAAUCAACUAAUGGGGGGGUAGGGGGCACCCUUCUGUGGCGGGGGACGGCACGGCCCAACGGGGUAAAAAUAUACUGAUAUCAGCAGAAGAAGGCAACUUAACACAAAUACUAUAUUUGGCAAACCACUGGACGCAAUAUUUUUUUGUAGGAUGGUAGGAGGGAAGUCCUGUCUCCUUCGCCUCUGAUUGAAUUUUGGUCAACUUAGCAUGUAUCGACCAAUAAGUCAUCCAGUCGACUUGGACUUCACAGCCCCAGACUUAGUUAAUCCUUCUUUCCCUUUUUUCAAGGCUUGUCAUCAUGUGAUUCAGUAUAACAUCAGUAAUGAAUGACUGGCAUUACUUUGAACCUGAUAAAAGCUGUUUGUUGAUGGAUUAAAGUAAUGAAAGACACAGUGUCGUUCCCAAAGUUGACCCUCCUUUUCCUCCCAACAGGGCAGUGAUGCCUGGUAUGGUGAUGUUUCGGCGGCGCUGGUCAGUUGGCAGUGAUGACCUGGUGCUGCCCGCCCUCUUCCUCUUUCUAUUGCACUGCAUAUGGUGAGCAAGUUUCCUUUCACUGUGAUAAAUUGUUUUCAUGUUCACUUGAAUAUUCUACCACAUUUGUAUCUCUGUGCAUAGUCAGUUUUCAUUAUUAAAACCAUAUCCUCACACUCAGGUUGGUGGUCCUGUCUGUGGUUCUCUUCGGCCUCCCGUACGGUUCAGACCAGUCCUGUUCUAUAACACUGGUGGACCAUGGCCGAGGGUACCUGGGCAUCCUGGUCAGCUGCCUUAUCUGUGAGAGCGCCAUCAUGUGGCUGAGCAUGAGAGGCAGCAUUCUGUACACACAGCCCAGGGAAGCUGUGCAGUAUGUCCUCUACAUACGACUAGGUAAGACCCAGAACUGAGCUCUGAUCAAACCAGGGUCGCCUCCAGGCGCUCAAUAGAAAUUUAGAAAUGCAGGUUGAGAUUCAAACUCUGUUAAUGAGAUGAAUAGUGAUCAUUGUUCUCCUCUCCACUUCUCUCUGUUUAGCCAUUCUGUUGGUGGAGCUGGUGUACGCAGUGGUAGGAAUCGCCUGGCUCGUCCAGUAUUAUCAGCCCUGCUCUGAUGUCACUGCCAAAAACCUGGCUCUGGGUGAGUCAAAGCAAAUAGGCAGGAAAAUAAGUCUGGACUCCUAAUUGAAAAGAGGUUAUUUAUACUUGAAUGUGACUCAUGUUUCUUUAUCCUCCUGCAGGAAUCGUUGCAUGCAACUGGCUCGUAAUAUUCAGCGUCUGUAUUACGCUCAUGUGCACCUUUGACCCGACUGGUCGAACUUUCGUCAAACUGAAAGCCACCCGUCGGCGUCAGCGCAACCUCACGACAUACACACUCAGGUAUUGACGGGCCUUUUCACCCCACGUAUCGCGCCGACUCAUGUACACCUGACCUGUUUUCAUCAUGAAUUCAAUCUUGACGAUUUUUCUGUUGCCUUCCUCCAAUCAUUAGACACAGACUAGAGGAAGGCCAAGCCAGCAGCUGGAGCAGGAGGCUGAAGUUCUUCAUGUGCUGUACGAGAGCCCAGGAUACACAAUCAGUGAGUCACAGCAGCGCACACUUGGUCAUUUCCGCUCUGUGUUUAAAGUACAACUGAGAGGAAUGUAACUGGAAGUAUUUGAGUCGUUAUACCCAGAUACCCUGAAGUUUCUCAGUGACUUACUCACCAUAUCAAAGCUUCUGUGUAGAGUCUUAAACUGAUUAUAAACAGACCGAUGAAGCAGUGAUGCCUCUUCCAUGGGCAACAAGACUGACAGUAUUCUUAGACUGUAAGACUUAAUGCCUGUAGCCAAUAUAAAAGAGGCAGUGUCAAACCAGACAAUAGUCAGCACAAUUUACGAUUUCCUCUGCAAAUAUCCAAAGGUAGUGGUGCAGCUUACUGUUUAAAGAGAGCAGAAUGAGACUUUUCACUCGUGGUACACUUCUUACAUGGUGUAUGUACAAGACAAGGUCAGCGUAGGAGGAAUCCCUUUGUCCACAGAGGGGCAUCAAAUUUGAGAUGAACAGAAAGUUCUUCACCUGAGCUUUAAGCAAAUAGAAGAGUGAAAUGAUCAAAUUCAGACAUAAUCUGUUUAAACCAGUUGUCCAAAAAAGAAGUGGUUUAGGCUCAUUAACCAUUGUUUGGACUAUUAGCAAGACCCUUUGCUGCAUGUCUUCCACACAUAUGUCUUCUUUCCAUCCAAUAAAAAGUAAAAAUGCCUCCCAAAAAAACAAAACAAAACAAAAAUACAGCAGCCGUCAGAGUGUUUCCAGUUUAUUUUCACUAGACUUGUAAGCAGAACUAGACUCAUGACCAAAAAAUUCCAGAGUUUGCUGCCAGCUGCAGUAAUUCCCCUCAAAACAUGAGUGAAAGUAAACUUGAGCAAGACAUUAGAGCAAUUAGUUGGUCCAAUUUCACUGAGCACGACUUCCCCACAGUUCUUAAAAAUGUGAAGUUAUUCAUGUAGUUGUAUCAGACUGCCCUUCGUUUUACAGUUCGAGAUAAAUGAUGUGAUUCUGAGUUGUUUGUACAAAAUCAACAACUUAAGUUUUUGGCAGAAAAAACUGCAAAUGAAUGUAAGAGGUCAAGUUUCAUUCCUCUUAGUUAAAGUCCAGAUAUCAUGAAAUCAAGAUCUUAAAUUUGCUCAGAUUUAUAAAUCACUUAGAUCGAGACAAACAGGAUAGAAGUUGCACAUGAUGAUGUCACCUAUUUUAAUGCAAACUUUGUGCAUUUCCUCUUUUUUGUACUCUGUCAAAAUGAUCUGAUAUCUGCUGCUUUCAUGUCCAGGAUGCAUAUUCAGAAGUGGCCAGCCUUUUUGCAGAGUUCUUCAGAGACCUGGACAUAGUGCCUAGUGAUAUCAUUGCUGGCCUGGUACUCCUCCGCCAGAGACAAAGGUCUAAGAGAUCUUCUAUCCUAGACCAGGUAAUACCUUCUGUAAAAGUUUUUGUACUUCUAUGAGGAUGUAGACCUGUGUCUUUAUUCUAAUCACUUCCCUUUGACUUUUUUUUUUCUCCUCACAGGCCAACAAUGACAUUAUAGCCUUCUUAUCAGGAAUGCCUGUCACUCGUAAUACCAGAUACCUGGACCUUAAGAACUCGGUGAGUCACCAACUUGUGACUGUACAAGACUUGCAGACAAAUUCACUUUGGCACUUAAGUGAACAAAUAAGUACUGGAUCACAAAAACAACAUAUUAAGUUAUCAAACAUGAACCAACUACUACAGACUACUGGUUCCUGACCUUUGUCCCCUCUGAGGCCGUCCUUCUUGAACCAUGAAACAGAUGUAUUUCUUCCAAAAAUACAUCUGUUUCAACGAGGUUGCCAAAAGAACUGAUGAAGCAGAGUAUUGUUUACACAGUUUUACUCACGGGUUACACUAUCUAAACUAUUUGGCACACCUAUCCUAAUGAUAUGAGUUAAUAUUUGCUCAUUUACAACCCAAGGACAGACAGUGCCUCCGCCCUCGAAGGCCUCUGCCCCCAAACACCAGGUUGAGAAGCACUGACUGAAAACAGUUUGGAUUAGGACUUUGUUUUGUGCCAUGUGAAUGUAUGGCUUUAUGUAUGUAUUUGGCAAUAGACAAAGAAACACCUGCAAUUCCAGCGUCUCGGGAUAUCUGAAUGUGUUCCAAUUAUGAUUCCUUAGUUGUUCUGACCUUUGUGUUUUUGUCCUCCUGUGUGUGCCUCUCUCCCCCUCCUAGACUGAGAUGGGCAUGUACAAGGAUGUGUGCUAUUACAUGCUCUUUGCCCUGGCUGCAUACGGUUGGCCCAUGUACCUAAUGAGAAAGCCUGCCUGCGGGCUUUGCCGCCUCGUCAGCUCCUGCCCGUAAGCCCACAAACACAAACACACACCCGCACAGUUCUGAUCUGUUUGGCUUCUGUGUCUCUUGAGCCUCUCUAUUGCAGCUCAUGUUUCACAUGCGUCAACACUUGCCAAGUGGUGAUCCACUGAGACAAUACCGCUCUCGUUACACUCACUCACCCACAAAACAAUGUUGAAUUAAUCACUCCUGUAUCCAUAUUCCUCUCCUGGGAUGCUAGGUAGUUUCUCUCUAAUCUUACCUGUUUGCUCUGUUUUCUUCCUGUUUUUUUCCCACCUACAUUCUCUUAAAAUCACCCGUUAAUCUAUUUUUUUUCUCCAUGUGUCUGCCUUUUUCUUUUUUCAUCUACUUUUUCUAACCCAGAUGUACGUCAGUGUCUGGCUCUCGGUUGUCUCAGUCUGUGACAGUGGAGGAGGACAAUUGUUGCGGCUGUAAUGUUCUGGCCAUACGCAGACACUUCCUGGACAGGGACCUCAAGCAGGUUCACAUUGUCUACACAUCCUGCCACGAUGCUGUGAGUAAUAAGACAACCGGCUAAUGAGCAGUCAGAGGUGUUUGAGCUCGACUUCCUGCAUAAAACAAACAAUCGGUGUGAAGAAGAGGAACCGUAUCAGAAAUGUUUUUCUUCCAGCCAUCCUUAUGUCUCGAUGCGAGUCUGUUAUUUGCAAAAAAAAAACACUAAUUAAGAAAAAAUAUAGAAUACUCUUUGCAUAGAGCCAUAAAACCCCUUUUUGAAAUGUUAUGCAGGCACACUGGACAGCAAAGAUUGUUUAAUACAGAGUUUUGGUGCAAUGCUGCCAAUCCACUGGCUAGGAACCAGGGUGGUUAUCUAGUGGUUUAUAAUUUUGGCAAUUAUUAGUAUCAGCUUUGAUAACAACUUGCUAGAGCCAGUUGACUCUGUCCACAUCCUCCAGUAGUUUAACUCCACCAAAACCAUUUUUGAUUUUGCGGGUGCUUUAAAGUAAAGUAAAAGGAGUGUCUGUUUACCUACAUACAUAAAAUAGUGUUGUGUUUUAGGUAUUUAUACUAGAUGUAGAAGUUAAAUAUAACUCUAUUAUUGUCAAUAAGCACUGUUAUUCCCUCUUAAUCCUUCAUACAGAGUUUUUCAUACAGAGAGUAUUUGAGCCUCAUAACGUUGAUGAUUUGUAAAACAGAGAACUCCUGGGUGAUGUGAACACUGAGUUUCCAUCAUAAAUUUCUUUUAUAAAUGACUUGUAAGGUUUUGGGUUGUGCCAAGUGGAAAAUGGUUUGACGACCAAGACCAAGGAAGUGCUGCUGAACUGUGGUGUGCAAGCAUCCGUCACCUCCUCACUUUCUUCCUCUCUCUGUUCCUCUUCCUUGGGCGCUGCACUUUCUGUUCGCUUUGCAUCUUCCUCACAGGUUUACGAGACUCCGUUUUUUGUGGCAGUGGAUCAUGCCAAAAAGAAGGUUGUCAUCAGUAUCAGAGGAACCCUUUCGCCAAAGGUGAAUUGCAGCUUUUUUUUUGUCUUGUAUUGCAGUAACAGUGUCCUCUAUUAGCACUUUAUUUUUGUUAUUUACCAAAGAGGCUUGUAGCAGGUGUCAUUCUCUUACAUGGAUUCAUCAAGUCCCACGCCCAUCACGUGUAGAGCAGAAACAGGACUGCCAACUUUUACAAACAACUCUCCAAAUCCGUUUUUUCACACAAAGAUUUAAACUUUUGUGAAAGUUCUCCAAGUGUUUUUAGCUUAGAGAUUAUCAGGGUGUUAGAAGGGUAAAAAAAAAAACAAUCCAUUUGAUCUCUGAAGCUUUACUCCAGGCAGCCAAAACUGCAGUUUUUCAUGAGAAUGUACCUGCUGUACAUGCAGAUUGGGACAUUUAUAAAGAUAAAUAGUUGUUAGAACGACUGUUUUCUCUGAGCACAGUCUUUAUGACUCUAAAUACAGCCCUUAAGAUUAGGGGUUUCCCAAUACAACUUUUUUACUUUCGAUAUGAUUCCGAUAUUGUAGCCUUCAGUAUUGGCCGAUACCCAUAUCGAUCUGAUAUUGGCACAAACUUGCCCAUGACAAGUUUUGCACUCAGCUGCAACAUCUUUUUCAGAAUUAGAGGAAAAAUACUUCCACAUGGCCGACAACACUCUGACUCUUUGCUACUCUGCUAGUACCUUAGUACACACUGUUGUUGUGUUAUGUGAGAUCUACGUACUAGAUCUGGGUGCUGUUAGAUAGAAGUGCUGGAGUGGAAUCUGGAAUGGUCUGCUUGUAUCAGAGUGUUGGUAUCGGAGAUUUAAGAUCCAGGUCGAUAUAAUCAGAUUUUCAUUUUUUUGCUGAUAUCAGACCGAUAUCCGAUAUCAAUAUCGUGGGACAUCCCGACUUCAGAUACAGUUUACAAGAUACAGUUCAAUAAAUUAAUGUAUGUUAUCAUAAAUCUGUAAAAGUGGAAAAAAGUGAUCAAAUAUCAAAUUGGGAUUAUUAAUUUUUGUUAAUUACUUUGCCUUAGCCUUCCUGUUGCUAGUACAAAAAUACGACAUUUCCACCUUGUCUGCAAACUACUUUUUCUUUUGUUUUCUUCACUCACUUAAUUCUAUGCCAUCUUUUUAAUUUCUAAAAAAACUUGUCCUGUGUUUCUUCUUGUAUCAGGAUGCCUUGACUGAUCUGACGGGGGAUUCUGAGCGUCUGCCCGUAGAAGAGCAGCACGGGACCUGGCUCGGUCACAAGGUCCAAGAUUACAGCUUUUUAAUGACUUGAGUUUAAUACACACGGUACAAUCCGCUGUUCAGCCUUCAGCUCGGUUUCAACGAGUCACAUUAUCCUAGACCUCAAAGGUCACUACUGCGAAUGUGAAGUAAUUGCUCUGGUUAUUUUAAUGGGAGAUUAAUAGCACAGACUUCCUGUCUAGAUUUCCUUCUGUCUCAUCUUCCUCGCCUCGGCUGACUUCUCUUUUCUCCACUCGUAGGGAAUGGUUUACUCAGCAGAAUACAUUAAGAAGAAACUGGAGCAGGAAAUGAUCUUGUCACAAGCUUUCGGAAGAGAUUUGGUACUGGUUUACUUCACUACCAAGAAUGCUCAACUCAAAAACUGACUUUUUCUGUGAUAAGAAGUAUGAAUUUGUAUCAACACAGCUGUUGUAGCUUUUCAAGGCUAAACUAGUCGUGCAUCCGCAGCACAGCCCUCUGACUUGAUUUAAUACAGAGAUUGCUACCAGUGGCAGUAAAAGCACUUUGUAAAAUUCACUGUGGUUACCAAAGUGUUUGUGUUGUUAGCGUAAUGACUUUGGCUGUCUCUCACAGAGCAAAGGCACCAUGCAUUACGGGCUGGUGAUAGUUGGGCACUCCCUCGGUGCAGGCACUGCUGCUAUCCUCUCCUUCCUGCUAAGGCCUCAGUACCCCAACCUUCACUGCUACUCUUACUCUCCACCUGGUGGCCUUCUCAGGUGAGUCACUCAUCUAUAUAAAACUAAAGCGAGCAUCAGUCAAUCUGUGAGAGCACUUUCUGCAGGAAGUUCAAUGUUUUCACUCGGGAGAGCAGGAGAGUGUCAAAAAUAGUUCCUACAGUGUUUGCUUUUGAGAUUAAACAUGACAAUGUGAGCAAUGUGGUGCAGGGAUUACUGCCAUUUUAUUUGACAGUAUAAAGAGGAAGACAGGAUAGAAGGAGGGGGGAGAAGCAGGACAUGACCUUUAACAAAGAACCCCAGGUAGUGCUUUGUAUUUAUUCAUUCAGCGUCAUGUGGUUAAGCUUAAGCAUUGUUUCCUAUUUUAUUAGGCCCUAUUGGAAACCAAAAAUCAUGGAUGAGAGAUGUGUUUGCAUUCACAUAAUUUAACAGUGACCUACCACGCACUAUACAGAUCUGUUAAGAAAAGACCAAACAGGCUCACCCAUUCCUUCACUCUGAAACUAGAGUAUACUUAAAUUCUGGCGCACAUUUGAUUUGCUUCCUGUAUGAACAAGAUAGUGUAGUUGUGGUCGUGUGUUUCAGGGUUCAUUAGCUGUUUGACUGUCUACACUCGAGUGCAGCUGGCUGCAGUGACAGCUGUUUUGCUAUGCAAAUCAUACAGAGGAAGAGAGAGAUUACUAAUCGCUGCAGAGCACAUUCUGUGUUUGACUGCAGUCAGGGAAGGGCAGUUUUGACAUAAGAUACAAGAUGGAUGAGAAAUUUCAGAAAAGGCACAUAGACGGAUAUUACCAAACAGCGCGGCUGAGGUCACAGUAUGGUUACUAUAUAAAAAGGAUGACAUGUUAUAUGCCAUGGCUAUCAAGCCCACCACUUUGAAUUAGGGGUGGAAGAACAAAUCGGUACAGCACAGUAUCACGAUAUUUUGUCCGGUAAUAUAUCGUACCGUCUCAUUUACCAAGUAUCCAUUUUUCGAGCAGGAAAGAGUUAGUACAACAAAUAUAUAUAUAUGAGGUUUGCAAGAAGUGCUACAUGAAAAUGAACUACUGUAAAUUAGGCAAACAUAAAGGAAAGACAAAUGUUAAAUUAGCUAAGCAGUUUUAUAUGAAAUCACAGAAUAUAGUAUAGCAAUACUCACUAUAUUGCAAAAUGUUAAAAACUGAAAUAAUAUUGUAUUGUGAUAAAUAUAGUAUCGUGGGGCCACUGGUGAUUCCCACCCCUACUUUGAAUGAAGGUAUGAAACAGCUCUGUGAUUUAACGUCGUCAUCACCAAAUGCUCGAUGAGGGGAUCCAUUAAAAAAAAAAACUGUUUUCAUGCCAUCAGUGGAGUUUCAGUUGAUAUUUGCAAACAUCUAACACCUCCUGAAGCUAACCUUCAGCAUGUCUCUAUGUGACAGUUGGUGCCCUAUCAAAGGAAAAUCCCACAUUAACACCUCUUCAUGUGGGGCUUCCUGUAAUUGGCAUUAAAGCUUGGUAAGCAGAUAUAUGCUAAAGCUUAAUCCUCUCGUUGAAAGCUUCAGUGUUUAUCCCAAAGGUGUUGUUUGACCUGUUCAGUAAUUGGUUCACGUGUGGAUCAGUCGUGGAACUGAAGGUUUUACAUACCCUCUUAAGGAAAUAAGGAAGGAGGGGCCACCUUUUCAAAAAGGAUAGGGUUGUUUCUCAGUGGACUCUGUUCUUAUUUGCAUCACUCUCUCUUGCUUAUUUCUAUCAAUGUCCAGGUUUGUACCCUCUCUUGUUGAAACAGGCAGUGAGAAAAUAUCUCCUAAAUAUUUGAUGUAGAUUAAUGUAGCGUCUGUUGUAUAUUAGUGUUGUUCCAGAUGGCCUCUGGUUAUUUUUGAGGACUUUGGAUUAAAGCAAGUGUUUGAAUUAUGAGAUGGAAAUGUGUGCAGAGGACUUUUUACCCUCUCAGUUCAAACCUUCUCUCUGUUUACACCGUGUUACUGUUUUUAUCUUUUAUUUACCCAGUGAGGAUGCCAUGGAGUACUCCAAAGAGUUCGUCUCAUCUGUGGUAUUAGGAAAAGACCUGGUACCAAGGUAGCUUCUUUUUUCUUUUAACUCCAUCUAUUAUACUCUGUUUAAGUCAUUUCUCUGCAGUAUUACAAUAAACAAAUCUGCUGCUGGUCUCACUUAGGCUCGGCCUGUCACAACUGGAGGGUUUCCGACGCCACCUUCUGGAAGUCUUACAGAAAAGUAACAAGCCAAAGGUGACUUCAUCUCUUGAUGCUGUUGAAAAUAGCCAGAAACAUACUUGUAGUUCCUAAAAGUCUAUGUGGGGCAUAUGCUAUCAACAAAGGGAGAGAUUUAGGACACACGGAGUGUGCUAUCAGACGGCCAUGCCAAGAACACCGUGUACACUCUCAUAAUUUAGUAGGAUGCUUUAUGGACUGUAGGCUGAAAAAGCAUGUCCCUUCUUCUGUUAAAAUAACAAUAGAUGAUGGAGUGUUAAACAGAUUGGUAUCUAACUCCAUCACAUAACCCUAGCAGCACUGCACAUCUGCUGUAUUUUGCACGCUCUACAGCAGCCGACUAGAGUGAACUGCAGGCUUCAACAGCCUCCAGCAACACUGCAGUAACAGUAUCUCUGCUGUAAUUAAAGCAUCAUUCAGUUAACCCCUGGCUCCUACAGGAAAACAUACAACCUACAGAAGAUAGAAUUAUAUUCAAAUGUUAUGUUACGUAAUGCUUUCCCUCCCCUCCCCUGCAACAGUGGAGGAUCAUUGCAGGAGGCACCAAAUGCAUCCCCAAAUCAGAGCUUCCAGUAGAGGAUGAGGAUCCUCAGUCUCAGCAAGCAGCACCACCCAGUAGUCGCCUCUGGCUCCACCCCAGUGACCUCAGCAUUGCCCUUUCAGCCUCCACACCCCUCUACCCCCCUGGCAGGAUCAUCCAUGUGGUGCACAACCAUCCUCCAGAGACAUGGUGAGAGUGCUGAUUGACAAUCUGUCUCCAGAUUAUGUUGUGUGCUGUGUUUCUUUUACUCGUGAUUUCCUUUUGAAGAUAAGUCUUUGAGCAACCAUACAUCUUGACCAAACAACUCCAGCUCACAAAUGGUUUCGUGGUUGCAUAACUGAUGCGUGGACACAGUUGCUUCAAAGAAAAUCCAGCAUUGUUUCACACCUGUGGCAUUAAUAGCUGGCAGCGAGGAAAGGUGUACACUUCAUACUUGUGACGGUGUGGGUUUGCAGUGUGGCCCGCGGCACUCCUCUGUUCUUGUAUCUGCACCUAUGUCUGUCUGUAUAAUGCACAUUAAAGGGGGUGUUUACACUCAGCAGGUGUAAUAUUAUGACCCUCUGCUAAUUGACGUGGUUAUCAUUGAUUAUCUUUUUGCACUAGCACCUGUCAGUGGGUGGAAUUUGAGUAAGGUAGUGAAGUGGACAUUUUGUCCUGGAAGUUGAUGCGUCAGAAUCAGGAAAGUGGAAAUAUGUGAGUGAUGUUGAUAAAGCCCAAAUUAUACUAAAUACCUGGGAUACAUUUUUACGGAGCCUGGGACGUGACAUUGACUAAUUUUUUUUUUAAUUCACAUUUGCAGUUUAGUAUCUCAAAGGUGUGUUUUAUACGUAUCACAAACAUGCGUUUUAAUUGUAUCUUGUGUUUUUGUUAAUAAUCCUCUGCGCGCCUUAUUUGUGAGAGAAGAAGGACAGUGUCAUGGACAGAGAGCAUAUUAUCAACAUUUUCUUUCAUUUAGGCAUGACUCACAAAGAGACACUUUAUAGCUUAGCCACAUUUGGUAUUGUUUUGAGUAGGGGACACCUCUUCAAGAUCCUUAAAGCACAGCGACUUUGCCAUUGGCGAUACUCAGGCUUGCAGGAAGUGAUUUUGUUUAUUAACGAACAGUUAAACCCCACCUGUGCGAAAUACUAAAUCGCAUGUGCAAAUUAAAAAAAAAAAAGUUAAUGUCACCUCCCGGGCUCCGUACAUUUCACAUAUUAUAUCCCACUGAGCUAUAGAUGGCUUUUAGACAUCUAGAUUAUUUUUUUUAGACCUAAUUUCAACCGUCUAGAUUCUGUAUAUUUUUAGACAGAAUUUAGACAUUGCACUUUAACCCAUUAUUCGAUAACUAUUUAUUUCAAAAAGCAACUGUGAGUUGCAUAACUGAUCUCCAAGUACUUAACCAAAAUAAUUAUGAUAGCCAUUGAGCAAUAUACAGUGUAGUAUAGAUUCAGUCCAGAUUUAGAUUUAGUUUAAACUUGGUCUAAAUUUAGACAUCUAAGAAACUUUCAUUUUUAGACCUGUGGUAGCCUGAUUUUAGACCAGUCAUCUAGGCUACAUUUAGACAUCUAUUAGACCUCUUUUGGACCAAAGAAAUGCUCAGUGGGAAUAUUUGGCUGAUUGGUGUAACUCUAUCAGAAAUGCAAAUUGUCAGUCUAUCAGACGCUUUAAUAUGAAAGUCAAAAUGUUAAACAAAAAAAAAGUGUUUAUUUUUAGUUUUACAUGCCAAAAUGAGAGAAUAAGAGAGUCUUGUGAUCAAUGCUUAUCUUUAGAAACACCACCUAAGGAUAAGCUGUUGUGGAAUGUGGAUUAGAUCACCUUUACUGCAUUGCUCAUGUGUUAUUUUUUCUUCUCUUUUCUCUUUCUUUUGCAGCUGUGGCCAGGAGGACCCCACUUAUUCUGCUCUAUGGGGGGACAACAAGGCCUUCAAUGAGGUCAUCAUAUCACCGGCCAUGCUAAACGAGCACAUGCCCCACAUGGUGAUGGAGGGCCUAAACAAGGUCUGUUCAAUUUGUGUGCUUGCAGAUGGAUGUGGUAAUUGGGGUUGCAGCGGUUAAUUGGCUCUAAAUUCUGGUUCUGGUUUUUCGACACUGAAACGGUGGAUGAUGGUUAUGUAUUGAUUGCAUUGAACCAUAAGAAACGUAUGCAUUUUCAAAUACUAAUAACAAGUGCGCAUAAAGGGGGAUACCACUUUAAAAGGAAUACAUCACUGAUUACAGCACAUGAGUCAAUCAACAUUUUUAUCUGAAGAGAAUUGAAGUCUUCUCUAGAAAUGAUGUUUUGUAUUUCCAGUGACCCUUUUUUAGUGGUAUGCCCCUUCAGCAUUAUAUUAUAAUUCAUUAUGCGGAGAUUUGGAAGAUUGUGGCUUUUUACUGAAUAUUCAGAGUACUUUCAAUUUAUGCAUGCAUGUCAUCGUUCAUGACAAUCUACCUCACCUUUUAUUUUCUUCACAUUACUCCAGUUUCAAGCAUGGGAACUGUUCACUCCUGGUUGGUUUCAUGGUGUUCUUUGGUGUUUAUGAAUGUAUGAUUUACAAGCACUGGACAUGUCUUCUGCAUGUGAUGGCUCCUCAUUAGGGACUGCACUGUCUCGUGAGUUCAAGUUUCUCUUCCUCUCUGUGUUUGGGUUUUCACUCGAUUAUUUUUGUGAAUUUUAAGUGGAUGGAGGGUUUAAAGAUAAGUACGAGUGUGAAGAGAACGAAUGAGUGCGUGUUUUUGUCUGUCGUGCUUUUUUCUGUAGUGUGAUUCCUCUAAUGUUUCUGCAGGUGCUGGAACCAUUUUGUCCCAUGUCUGAGCAGGAAAACAUGGAACCAGAGGAACUGGAAGGCAGUCAUCCUCCCUGCAGUAUCUCUGUGAUAACUUCACAAACUGAACUAAACUCUAACUUCCUACCCUCCGAUCUCUCCUCCCCCGCCCACAAAGACCCACCUUCUCCCGCCUCCCUCGCUCAGACAAAGCCUGCACAUGCCCCUCUGACUGUGGUUGCUUCCUCUUUUCUUUCAGAUCCUGAGCCUGUUCUUCCUCCUCCUCCUCCUUCUCCUUCUCUGUUAAACUUUUCUUCUGCCCUUGAGCCGUGCUCAGUGUUUGUCCCUUCACUUUCUAACAAUCCUUCAGACCCUCAGGCAGCACUUUCAGCCACAGAUGAUUCAUGCAUUCCUCCGCUAACCCUGUCAGACCCACCCAACUCCUGCACUUUUGCAGAUGUGAUUGCUGCUCCUUUUCCUGAAAUCCCAACUGAUGAGUGUCAUUCUGCUCAGACAGACAGUGCUCCUGAAAAGAUAGAAACAUCUCAUGGCUCUUCACAAAAAGAUGAAGUUUGUGUUUUACAAGUGCCAAGUAGUUUGUCUGACUCAGUUGCGUAGUUUUUCACUCAGUAUUACAGAUUUUGCCUUGAAGAGCCGCUGAUCUGUCAGAUCUCAAUAGUCGUGGUUGUAAAAGGAUGGAAAACCAUUUUUCAACCUGUCAUUAUCUCUGUUGAUACUGUGACCUAACUUCCACACUCGGAUAAUGUGGUGUUUUUCCCUAUGAAGUUCAGUUUUGUCUGAUGUAAAUCUCAGGAUUCUGCAUCAGACUUCAUGAAAGAGUGGAAACAACUCUAACAAGUCUUAGAGAGUCCACCUUUUCCUCCAAUAAAGGACCAUAAAUGAGGUACAGGGUUUAAGGCAGCUCAACUGGUAAAGCAGCUGAGGAGCAGUGAAAAACCCCUUUCUUUUUAGCAGUAUUUCUCUUUCCACUUGCACAUGAACCAGUGGCAAGAUGCAGCAAGUCUAGACAAGUCAAGUGUACGCUUUCAAAAGAGGAAAAAAAACAAAUGGAAAGUUUGAAGAAUUUGAGGUGUUCAGUAGACAAGUGAAGGCAACAGAUGUUUGUGAAAUAGAGCUUAAAUAUGUAGUCUUAAUCAUCUUUAAGUCGACUCCUAGAUGAUAUUAGCAGUCAACAGUGUAAAUAAUUGUGCAGUAAUAUCAUAUCUCUUUAAAACCAAAGUGUAAAAAUAGCCUUUCACAGCUCUGCAUGAUGAGUCCAAACCCACCUGCUUUCUGUCUUUUUUAGUUAUGUUUACCAUGCAGCUUCCCUCACAUCAACCCUUCAUUCUUCAUCAUCCCUAUUGCAGCUUACGGUACAUUUGGUCAAGUGCUGUGGCAUGAACUUGCUAACCCCGUUCCUCGAGCUAACAAGUUUUCUUUGUGUUCCCAAAGUUUCCAUGGUAACUUAAUUUCUGCCACAUUAACUGCUCUUUCUUCCUCCUUGGCUCGGGUUUUUCAGUCGCUGCAGCUCUUCAGUCUGGAUAUCAUCUCUCUCUUUUUUUUUUUCUUCCUUUUUUGAGAGCACAUAUUCAGCUCUUCUUCAAUCAUAGUCCCUUCAAGGAACUGUCAGUUACUCAUCAGGAGCAGAUGGAGCAGCAAGGGGGGGGGGACCAAAUAUGUAAAUAUGGAGUACUCUGCUGAAAGAUUGCUGCUCACACAGUCCAAAAGAUGUUUUAUUUCCUCUUAUUACUGACAGUGGGCCUGAGCUAUUUUUAUGUUUGCCACUGUCCACAUCACAAUGCUAUGUUAUGAUGUACUUUUAUAAAUUAUAUAUGAUUUGAAUCUAUGGCUGUAGGGAUUUCAGAACAUUGUUAAAUAAUUCAGAACUUGAUCUCUACGUAUCAGUUUUGCUCUUGGUACAACGGCUGCAGUCUUGUGCUUGGUUUUUAUGUUGUUGUGGUCAUUUGUUUGUUGCUGUGCCUCCAAAUGAAAAAAAAGAAAAAUGAGUUUGAUCAUGCCAGUGCCAAUUUUUGCUGUAGAUUAAUUUUUAAAUGACAGUAAUUUUGAUCUCAUGUAUCACAGGCCACACUCACUCAUGUAACACCUUCAUUUUUCCAUUUAUGUGCCAUGGCCACCCCUAUAACCAAAGCAUACUAAACAUGUUUAAUCUCAUAUUUAACUCCAGAUUCUCAGUCAUUGUUUACACUAAUAUCUAUUGAUUUUAUGUUUCAUUACCCGUGAUUUUCGUACAUGUUUUUGUCUUUCAUGUUGUCUUAAAACCUUACUGUGUUUUAACUCCAUUAAAGUUGACCAAAUCUGUGUAACUGUGUGUCGAUGUGAUUUGCUGUAAGUGAUUUCUUGAGCUCACAUGUUUAAUAAUUAACACAACCGAGUUAACAUGUAGUGGGAGAGGGUUGUCUUGAAUGUUUAAAAGUUUGCGUACUCUCAUGAUUUACCAACCCUUCACCAUCACACUGCAGGUCUGCUGUAGCUCUCACUCGGGCAUCAUGACUCCAUAGUGGGUGUUUAAUGUCAGAUAGAGUGGGUGCAAGCUCACCUCUAAAUUGCUCUUACAUUUAUCUGAACCACACUUGGCUUUUAAACUCUAUAAUAAUAGAUGUAUUCGUACGUGUGGGUUGAAUAUAAAUGUGGUGGUUUUCUUGGAUAAUGUCAUUAUACACUCGCCAAAGGUGAUCCAGCUACCUGAUGAUCUUGUAUUUAGAGAUUUAGAGUGUCAAUGGAGGAUAAAUUAAGUGUGGUUUCAAUCCUUAUGACAUGAAAUGAAAAGGGGCAAGAUUAUGCAGAUGUUUACAGCUGUUUUGAGGAUGGAGAAAAAUAUACCCAAACUAAGUUAGUCAUUGGGGUUAAUUUGUUUAAUCUAGUAAUAAAACAAACCUUUUAUUAUAGUGCUUGAUAUUUAAACUCUAAAACAACAUCAUUUGUCUUCACCACUUUUGUAUGCAUCUUAUCUUGUUAUGAAUUAUCCCGUUCAUGUUUUUACUCGACUUCAAGACCCAUCAUCCCUGCUCCUCUGCUCUCUGUGACUCUCAAGUCAUGUGUCUGUGUAUACCUCUGUGCUUCUAACAGGUGCUGGAGAACUACAACAAAGGGAAAACUGCUUUGCUGUCAGCAGCCAAGAUCAUGGUGAGCCCCACAGAAGUGGACUUGAACCCGGAGACCAUUUUCAUGGACGCAUCCGCAAAUUCCCAGCAACCGACACCUACAACCCACCACCGCAGGAACAGUAGUGUUCGGUUAGUACAGCGAGCACCGUUUGUGGGUGUUUUAGAUCAUAAAAGAAUAUACUCAGCAGCUAGUUGAUCCUCUCUGUAGUCGGUUUAUCCUCUGACUAAACUGUAGCGCUAAUCAUCAUGGGGACAUGUCUCAUCUUAAUUCAACUUGAAUCUAGCCAGCACUAAACAUUACUACUGCUACUAACUGCUACUUUAUUGUUUUCUCAAAAUCGUCGUUUCUGUCUGUUCCAUUUGGUUUUAAAAAACAAGACAAAAACCAUUGUUACGGUAAGCAAAGCAUGCUAAUACUAAUUUUGCAUAAUGUGCUCCCUUCUCUCAAUGCACGCAUGCACGCUGUCUGACCACAGACCACUUCCAACGUAUGGUAGUAUUCAGUUCCCACCUCGCCCCCUCUGGUUUAGCCCCUGUCCAAAGUCAGUGUGAACUUCCUGCUAGUGAUGGAAAGGCUAAAACAGAAGUGUAUUUUCACUAGGAUGUAGUCCUGAACUCCUAGUUUCUCCUUUUUUUCUUCUUUGUACUGUUUUUCUGGUCUUAACCUUCAAUGUUUAGACUCUAGAGUUGCUUUCAGUACUAACACCUUCCUGUAUUUCCCUGUUUUGACCCUUUGUAAGUCGUUAUGACCCUUUUUCAUGUCUUGUCCUGUGUUUUGAUCCCCUCUCCUUUCCUUUCCCUUUCACUACUCUCCAACCCGUUCUUCUACUCUCCUCUAGUUCAUGUGCCCAGUCUGAAAUAUCUCUGGAUGGUUUCUCUGAGUGCCCUCCUCCCCCAGUGCCUGUUGUGCUGCGUGGAGCUCGAGAGCGCCUAGCAGUGGAGCUUAGGGACCGCAAAGCACCACUGGCAGUGAUGGAGAGUCUUUCAGAUGCUGAAUCCCUCUAUAGCCUGGAUUCCCGUCGCUCCUCAGCUGCGCUAAGGGGCUCACCAAUGCUGAGUAGCCUCCCGUUCCCUUUGGAUGCCCCGAUCCCCGAGGAGAACCCUUCGCUCAGCUCUCGCACUGAACUCUUAGCUGCUGACUGCCUCUGCCAGGCAACGCCGGAGCACCUGGGUGAGGUCGGGCCUUUCUUCACCCCACUGGAAUCCACCCCAGAUUACUCCAUGCGGCUUUCACCUGCUACCCCACGCUACAGUGGUCACCAUUCCCCAGCUCUGCUAGACCAGAGCGUCUCAGCUCAGCCUUUAAAGCCAGAUAGUAAUGCCAAUCCAAAAAUGCUUCCUGAUGGAGAUCACCAAGAGAUGCCUGGGGUCUACAGCCCAGGGAGCACCCCGAAUGCUCCCCUCAGCCCGCAGAUUAGCCUGAAACAAACAGAUCGAGAAAAAGAAGAUUGGGAAAUGGACAAAGCCGAGACACAGUUUGGUGUAGAGACAGAACCAGCGGCGUCAACUCCUCCUCCCCCACUAUCAAAUGGAAACCCCAGCCAGGCGGUGUUGGAGUUUGCCCAGUACUUGGACUCUCUUUUCAGAUUGGACGGCAGCAGCUCUCCGCCUCUGGACCUGUCUGACGGGGAAUCAGAGUCAGGCCGGGGCUCUUUCGGGCAGGGGGAGUGUCUGGGGGAUGGACAGCAGCUGGAUGACAAACAACUACUUGCCAGAGCAACACUGGAGCCUAACCUCGUCCCCAAGCCCCCACGCACUUUUGCUGGAUCUGCUGACCCUUCCUCGGGUAUCUCCUUGUCUCCCUCCUUCCCUCUCUCAUCGUCUGAGGAGCUCAACGACCUCUCGCCAGGCGAGGGUACCCUGCCAGCCAUACAUUCCCUACGAACAUCUACCCCUUGCCAUUGCCCUGAAGAAAACACACUAUCCUCGAUGGUGUAGUGUGCUCUCAGGACCCCAGUGUCCUUUGCUCUGGAUUGAGAGUUGCAGUCAUCCAAAUUUAAAAACAUAUCACAGUAUAUGCAUGCGGUGGAAUGCAGUCACUCAUCAGAGAUCCGAUGACAGAACUCAGCUGACCAACUCACAAACUAUUUCCCAUCUUCAGGUCUCUCUCCUUUGAACGCUGUUGAUAGCAUUUUCACACUAUUGCAAUGACUAAAAAAAAAGAAAAAGAUACCUCUCUCUGCAUGCCAGGGGGCUGUACUGCUUAUGGGUGAAUAUACAUAACUGUAGCUCCACGAUGCCAUUCCAAAACUAUGUCGUCUCACCGGUAUUGAGACACAUCAGCAGCAUUAUAUCAAUUCCCUGAUAUCACAAAAUCAAGGGGGAGAAUAGUUACAUGAGCAGGGAUUUAAAACACUCAUGAAGAGGUUAGCAUAGGCACAUCAUCUGGGUUGAUGUACUGUAAAACUUUCCGCACCCUUAGAAGCUCCAGCUUUUAUUUGAGUUCAUAUUUUUUCAAUCAGGAAUGUGAAGAUCGACAUACUCGUCGUCAAUCAUAAGAAUGAUAAGAUAAACUGAAAUGUUCCUCAGGUCUCUAAAGGAUUGACUUUGAGAGAGAGAGUAAGUGUGUUACAUUGGUGAGAGUUCAUGUGUCUUAAAAAAAUGUAGUGAUUGUGACAAAGUUAUUACAGACGCCUAUGGAUGUUUUUGAGUCUUUUGGUUACUCUUUAUAGUGCAUGAAGUUUUUUUUUCCCUUUAUUUUUAAAGAGAAGCCACUUAGAUUGACAUUUGGAUACUCUUGCACACAUCAUUUUGCUCAGUUAACCCCCCCCUUUGCCAAAAAAAAAUACAUUGUAUUGCCAAAUGUAUUUAUGAGAUGUAAUUUUGUAUAUGUAUAUGGAUAUUGCUUUAUAUAAAUACAAGCUACGUUCAUUAUUUCCUUCCCUAGCAAUCUGUUGGUUCCCACAUAGACUGUUACACAGCAGCACUACAGAAAAGAUGCCAUCCUGACCUUAAAACACUGCCAUGGCUUUCAUUAUCACACACACAACCUCUGGACCUUGGGUUUAAACCAAUAAUGCACUUGCUAAUAGUUGUUCUAGUCUCAUAACUACUGUAUUUUUCUCUUUAGGGAGCUCUUAGCAAUGUGCCCGGGUCAGGGUCUGCAUGCUUUAUGCAUUUCAGAGUAGCAUGACCAGUAUAGAUCAAGUUUUGCCAUGACAUCACAGUAAAUAAGCUCUUAACUCAUCCAGAAUUGGAAAUACGUGUGAACUUUUGAGAGGCUCGCUAAGGGCCCGUGUCUGCAGAUAGGACCAAUCAGCAUCCCGGUUUAUCAUUUCUCUUGUUCUCAAGGUGCUCUCAGUCAUCAUGGACGUCAAGAUGUUUGCUUCCCUUUAAUGUGGUUCAUCUCAGAUAUAUCACUGAGGUUGAACUGAAUGAAUAAAUGGACUGGAACAUCAUGUAUGCCAAUUCUUAAACCUAAUAUGUGGCAAAACAAUCUUCCAUAUCACUCUGGGUGUAACAGGUGGCUCACAAUUUGCAUUAUUUAUUACUGUCAAUGUUGUUAUCACUUUUAUUGCUAUAUUUGAUGGUAUAAUUAUCCUUAUGAUCUUGCAACAGAUUGGUUUGAUGUCAGUGGUUUUUUAUCUGAGUUUUAGGGACAGUGUGGAGAACUUUUUAGACUUUCCCAAAAUGUAAGGAGUUCUAUAUUUCAGCUUUUUUUUCUGUCUGAGUGGCACAAGUUAUUUGACAUUCUUCCAUGGCAUGGUGACAAUAUGUUCUUUUUACAAAUGUGUCAUAUUGGUGAGACAGGCUGCAGAGUGACAGACUGCUCACAGCAACCUUUGGUGCAAUGCCAUCAUCGAUCCUGGAGUCACCAUAGUGAUCUGCAUGGUCUCUGUAUUUGGAGUAAGUUUUGCUGUGGUUACUCACAGCAGACCAUUCCAGCCAGUUUACAGUCUGACACUACUCAACUCAUGCUGCCAGUCCGAGCAGACUCUCACUAAGGUUGGGCCAGCAAUUUUCUAUGUUUCCAGUAGCUUUGCUUGCAGCAGGUCAUCCACUAAAAACUGCAGAGUAAUACUUUCCACCAUACUGUGUACAGCACCAUCUUCUAUGUGUAAUUAUUUAUGCAGAUGUCAAAAAAGGUGAAUUCCAAUAGAGUCAUGUAGAGCUAUAUAAUAAUAAUAAGGAGAUAACGACUUUAAUAAAAGAUAUCAGUAUUGCCAUAUAGAGAAAAAAAUCCUGGAACUUAUUUAUUCAGACUAUUGGCAGAUUUAUAAAUUGGUCUAUAUUGACAGAGGAAUAAUUCAACGAUGUCUUGUCCAUGUUUACCUGGUUUGCUCCCCUUCCUCUCCUGCCCCAGAACGCGAAUGUAUUUAAUCCCUCUCCCACACUGCCCUGCCUGUAAUUAAAUAAACUGCAAACUUCAAAAGUAA
Messenger RNA from Xyrichtys novacula (pearly razorfish), 34975 nucleotides. NCBI's taxonomy places the organism in Eukaryota, Metazoa, Chordata, Actinopteri, Labriformes, Labridae. The record is from the annotation of a GenBank genome assembly.